Paramuricea clavata is the source of this 8369-nucleotide messenger RNA. NCBI's taxonomy places the organism in Eukaryota, Metazoa, Cnidaria, Anthozoa, Malacalcyonacea, Plexauridae. The record is from the annotation of a GenBank genome assembly.
GUUGAUUUAGCUCUGUUUUUAUCUUCAGGUAUUUCAAAGAAAGAUAGCAAGAUGUGUGGUUAUACGUGCAUAAGAUACUUGGUGUUCUUCUUUAAUGUUAUCUUCUUUGUAAGUACUAAGUACUGUAUACCACUAUUCCAUAUAAUUGUAGAAAUAAGUAUUAGCACAUAAUACAGACAAACAGAAGAUCGAUUUCUUGGUUUUUCCUAUGAUUUUGGCGUAACCGUAAUUCGUCAUCAAAAUGCUGACGCCAUAGCAACCUCGCUAGCCAGGGUCUUUACUUCCGCACGGCGUAGCGCCAGGGGAGUGAUUGCCUCUCAUAAGCGCACUGUGGCUAUCGUCCCCUAUCGGGUCAACGGAGAUUGUACGAAUAAGUUUCCACUUUCCAUUAUGGAAUAAGGAAUUCUUAUAUAGGAAAUUUCCUAUUCCUAUAGGAAUUUGGGCCAAUGUUUAAUACGAAUUCCAAUAGGAAUUUCUAGAAUUGAAAGAGUGAUUCCUAUAGGAUAUUUUCGUAUAAUGGUUAAAUGGUUAAUUGAUUACUUUAAUGUCAACAGAGGGCAUUAAUGUGCUAACCAGACAACUGUACAGUAUAUUGUUCUGGAAUGUUUGGUGCGUCAGGGUGCCUGUUAAGGUGACGAAGAAUAGAAACUGAGAACUUUUAUUAAAUCCGACAUUUUGAGCGAAUACCCCUUGCCCGGAAAUUAGUUGCGUGGAAAUUAUUACACUGUGAGUCCACAGUCUAUUCUACUAAUGAGCUUUCAGACGAAGAGCCUUUGCUCGAAAUGUAUUUUUUAAUAUUUAACAGUUAUUCUACGAACUCAAGUCGAAUAUUGAUAUUCUCUAGCUCAUAUUCGAUAGCUGAUAUUCCCUCGCUCAUAUUCGAUAGCUGAUAUUCCCUCGCUCAUAUUCAACGAGACUGAGUGGAAUAACUGUUUUAUUAUAUACACAAUGUCUGAAUUCACAGACUUUGCUUUUCGGAUUAUGUUUUUAUCGCUCUUUUGGCCGAUUAUUUUUUCAGAAAUAUAUAUUUUUAGCCAUUUUAAAUUUAAAAGUUGCUAACCUGUAAACAAUUUGUGGGAGUUUUUUCAUUGUGUUUUUAAUCCUGUAAAGGCUAUAAAAAGCGAACAACUUGCCGUUUUCUCGUACGUUCGCAAUCGUCGGAAAUUCAAUUUGAGCCGCCAUUUUGUUUUUCUCUACUAGCAGGAUUUGAGCUAAUAUCCUGCUAGUAGAGAAUCAAUCAGAUUGCAGAAUACCUCAUAUCCAGACCUUGUGUAUAUAUUAAUUUCUGAUAUUCCUUGUCAAACACGUUGAGCCCAUUACAUUUAGCAAAAAGUCCGCGAGUAUUUUGACUUAAGACGUGAGUAAAAUAAUGCAUCCAAGUGACUCAAAUUUUCGCAAAUUUAUUAGCAAAUUUACUCAUUUUUUGAGUAAAAUUUCAAAUGUACUCAAUUUUUUGUGGGUGCAUUAUUUUACUCACGUUUUUGAAUCAAAGUUUUUUGCAAUGUACACUACGGCCAUAUGUCGUUAUUUUUGCUCUGUCUAGUGUGUGUACUCUGUUUUACGAUUAUUUCACAGCAGCAAUAUUACUCGUUAUGGGUGAGAAAGUGCUGGCAUAGUCUAUCAAGAUAUGAUAGUCUGGAAACUAAACAGAAGCCAUUGUACUAUGUUUUUGUCUGAGCUUAUGUUAAUUUGUGCACGAUCACAGUGAUUGAGCUCAUUGUAUUUUCAUAUAGCAAAGUACUAAAGUAAUCGUCCAAUAGGGAUAGCUGAGAUGAAACAUGCAAGUAUGCAACCACAAUGAAUAAUAUUAAUUAAAGUGCCUAUGCGACAAUUUUUUUUAUGAAUGAAUUGCAAAGUUCAUGUAAAAUCAUAAUAUAACUUGUUUUCUAAAACUUUGUAUUCUCUCCUGUAUGUCAAGAUUUUCGACUUUGUUUGAUAUACAAAUGUGACUUGAAUGACGUCACACUGCAUAAUGAGUUUUCAGAAAGAAAACGUUUCCUUGCCAAACAUGUAAUAAUUCCACUGACAUUGAAAGUGAUAUACUUUAAGAGCUAUCAAAGCGAUCAUUUCGUCUGUAAAUUUGAGAUAAUGAGAAUUUUAACAAGCUACAACACAGUCUUCUGUAAAAGCAUUAUGCAGUGUGACGUCAUUUAAGUCACAUUUGUAUAUCAAACAAAGUCGAAAAUCUUGACAAAUAGGAAAGAUUACAAAGUUUUAAAAAACAAGUUAUAUUAUAAUUUUAAAUGAACUUUGCAAUUCAAUCAUAAAAAUUGUCGCAUAGGCACUUUAAAUGAAGUUGAGACAAAGGAUUUGUGCAUGGUGAGGUACAGUUCUACAUCAAACAAAGGCCUUCUGUAUUGUGGCUUUGAAGUUUACCGGGCUUCCAGACCAUUAUAUCUUGACAGGCUAUGGAGCUGGGCAUUAAAUUGAGUUAACCAGUCUAUCAAUCAGCCCGCAUGUUAAACCUAUUCAGCAUGCACAAAGGUAAUUUCACACAGCAGGGGGAAAGUAUUGAUCAUUAUUGGUUUAACGCGUUAAGGUUGGCUCCCUACUGUUUUUGGGCAAGAGGAAAAUUUUAAACCAUUUAGGGAGGAAUUUUUGAACAAUGGUUACUUGUUGAAAAGCAAAUGGUAUCUGAGUUAUAGAAAAUGGUUCGUGAAGAGUAUAAAAAAUUUAACAAAAAUGACUUCACUGCCUUGAGCGUUUUCUAUUAGUAAAAAUAAUUAUUUAGCCAACUUAAUUUGUGAAAAAAUCGCCAGUGUAGAAAUUGUUACGUUUAGUUGAAAAAAAUUCAUACUUUUCAUGGAGUAUUCUCUAUACCUGAGAUACUGUAUUUGUUUUAAUUCGUAAAUUUUUCAGUCGCAAAAGACACCCAAUAUGAUGUACCAUAUACAGUUUAUAUUUUUAUGUUUGAUAUCUUAUUUAGAUCACUGGUGCUGGCCUUGUAGGAACUGGGGCCUACCUGCGUAUAGAAAAAGAUGAUUAUUUGGAUCUUUGUGAUAAAUAUUCAUGGGCAACUGGGGCGAAUCUCUUACUUGCUGUUGGUGCAAUUAUCCUUGUUGUCGCUUUCUUUGGUUGCUAUGGUGCCUGGAAAGAAAGCUCAUGUUUACUGGGAAUUGUAAGUUUAUCUAAAUUUCUAUAUUACCAGGGUUCGUAGCGGUCUUUGAAAUCCUUGAAAGUCUUUAAAUUGGAAUGCAGGUCUUUGAGCUCUUUGAAAAGUCUUUAAAUUGUGUGAAAAAGCGAAGAAAAUCUUUAAAAGUCUUUAAAUUCUUUAAAAGUCUUUAAAUUCUUUAGUAAGGAAUUGAUUAUACGAUUUCCUAGCUAAUAAAAUAGAUCGAUUGAAUCAAGAUUUUCGCAUUAAAUAUCGACGAAUAUGCGCAUUUUAGGAUGUGAUUUGACCGGACUAAUUACUGGGUAAAAAUGGUGCUUACACUCGCAAUUUUUCGACAGCUGAUUGCUCUCAAAGGUCUUUGAAAAGUCUUUGAAAAUAGGCAGAAAAAAUCUUUGAAAGUCUUUGAAUUUUUUUGGUCUUGGAGACUACGAACCCUGAUUACGCAUAAUUAAUAUAUACCCCACUAUAUUAUUGUACUGUGUAUGCAUAACAUGUACAGACCUGUUAUUUUGGGCACGUGACUGUUCUUGCAUCCUUUUGUUUGGAUUAAUUGUCUGGCUUGAAUUGCCUCACAAAUAGUGAUUUAAUGCGAUCGAUAAAGAAAGGAUUUUAAAGGACACGUUAAGUUUUUUUAUGGAUUAACUGCAUGCUUUAUGUACUGCAUGUAUAAAACAUAUUUUGAUGUAAAUAAUAAAUAAAGUUUUCUCAUUUACUUGUAUAAAAUUAAUAUAGUUCCAAGAUAAACAGAAUUAAGAUUUAUUAUAAUUGUUCUUCUUGUGUGGACCGCUAAAUAUAGUUUUGUUCAGUGUAAAACAAUUUACAGUUUUCCCCAAUACGUACAUGAACUUGGAGAUCCAUACAAUAAAAGAUUUGACUCUUUUUUUCGUUUGCGGCAGCAGGGAUGAAAUGUAGGCAUUUUUCAAACUUUCAAUACAAAAACAAAUAUCAUGUCAUUUAUUCUUGAUUUACAUAUAGUAGCCAAGAGAGUGCCUUGGGUCACCGAGCAGCAAUGUUGGUCUGAAGCAUAUUCACCUUUUCUUAUUCCCUUAUCGUAAUCUUGAACAAAACACAAGGAAUUCAAUAGAAAUAUUUUAUGUUUGUAGUUCUUCGUUUUUCUGUUGAUAAUUUUCGUCUUGGAGCUUGCUGCUGGUAUCUAUGCUGCUACAGAAAAAUCAAAGGUAUUAAAGAAACAUUUGAAAUGAAACAUGCAUAUAUGUAAGUUCUGUAGUAAACCCCUGUUUAAAAUUUUCCCGUCAGUUAAAGCAUUAUCAUUCAGUUUCAUACUGUAAAUACGGUGAAUUGAGUAAACGUGCUAUCUAAAUCUAUCACGUGACUGUUUGCAGGUUGAAGAUGAACUGAAGGGGUGUUUGAAUGGGACCGUUACUGACAAUGAUUACAGGAAGGCUUGGGAAAAGUUUGAAGAAGAGGUUUGUUGUUUUGAAAUUUAUGGCAUAUUAGGGGCCAUAUGUGUAGACCAAAUAAAAAAUAAUUGGUAAAGUUAUUCUAAACCAAAGUACAUAUUCUGAAACAAUAACAAGGUUGAUGUAUUGACAGCCUGGUAACGCUGGCAACGUUUUUGGGCUGUGCUUCAUCACCUUAUUUAACAGAGUUACACUGUAAUUUUUUUUAACUUUAAUCUUUAGUUUGAGUGUUGCGGAGUAAAUGGUAAAAGUGACUACAUAUAUCACCCGCAAAUCAAUGACACUUGCAUGGGGAAGGCGUAUAAAGAUAAGGUACGUAUCAUGAUAGUUAUAGUUUUUGAGUUCACCAUAACCAAGCCCUAUACCACAGAGUAAGAGGAGUCAAUGUAUACUAAAUGAUAAUGUCUUAUCUUGUAGUAUUGUUCCAACAUUGAGGAAUGCAUAAAACACGAGCUAACCAAAAUUGAAUGACAAAUUAUUGUGUUAGGCCUAUAAUAAAUUACAUAUACUUAGGCCUGUUUUAUACGUCGAAUGUAAUUCAAACAAUAGAUAAUGAAGCUUAAUGAGGUUGAUCAUCUCAUCUAUUGUCUUAAUUGCAUUCGACGCGACUAAAAUUCGACGUAUAAAACAGGCGGAUGCCUAAGUUGAUCAUGUCUUAAUGAACUGAGUCUGUUAUCCACUACAUGUACAAAUAUUUCACGAGUCUGAUGAUCAACUAAAAAAUAAUAGUUUCACAUUUUAACAAUAAUAGGCGUAGGAAUGUAGUCGCAUUUUGGAAUGUUUUGACACAAAACCAUGGCACGAUUUUUGGGCGAAAAAAGCAUUCGCGGUUAUCGUAAUAUACUUUUCGAAAUGUUCAUCUGCAAGAACCCAUGUUUGCAUGCAUAAAGUUCUUUAAAUUUUGAAGUGAACGUGGUAGUCCAUGUGCUUUUCCUGAUGUGAAUGUUUCAAAAUUACAGCAGUUUCCCGAACACGGCAAUGGCCAGUUUUCGUCGUCCAGAGUAUACGAAAUAUAACUGAAUCAUAAGUAUAAUUUAAAAACUCAUCAAUAAUUAUGAACUUUUUCUGUGUUGGUGUAAUGUACUCAGCUAACUCAGGUGAAUAUCAUGCUUGUGAUGUUACUCUGAGUGUAUAUCCACACCGGGCAAGCUUAAAAAAUAUGCCUGGCCACGGUGGGAAUCGAACCUACGACCUUUGGAAUACUAGCCCAAUGCUCUGCCAAUUGAGCUACGCUAUUUCGGAACUGGGUCAAGUUCCUUCGAUAUCGAUGUAAUCCAGUAAUCAUGAGUUUUUCUGUGUUGGUGUAAUGUACUCAGCUUGCCCGGUGUGGAUAUACACUCAGAGUAACAUCACAAGCAUCAUAUUCACCUGAGUACAUUACACCAACACAGAAAAAAAUUAUGAUUCCUAGAUUACAUCGAUAUCGAAGGAACUUACUUGACCCAGUAAUAUUACAUACUCGAACCGACCUGACCGCGUAGCUCAGUUGGCAGAGCAUUCCAAGGGCUAGUAUUCCAAAAGUCGUAGGUUCGAUUCCCACCGUGGCCAGGCAUAUUUUUCAAGCUUGCCCUAUGUGGAUAUACACUCAAUGUAACAUCACAAGCAUCAUUAAUAAUUGAUGAGAAAAAUACAAAAGAAAUCAUUGCCGACCAGGCUAUAUGUGACAAAAAAUCAUGUUCAUGUACAUAAACACUCGUGUUUUAUAUCUGAUAAAGUACUCUUGCUCGUGUUUUACAUAGUACUUAAAGAUGACUGUUUUAAUGUUGAAACCAUGUCAACUAUAGGGUUGUUAUAAUCAAAUCAAAGAUGAUCUUAAAAACAAUCUCGUCAUUGUGAUUGGUGUUGGUAUUGGUUUCGCUGUUAUUCAGGUAUGCUAUGAAAUAUGAAAGUUAUCAGUUAUGCAUGUCAUUCCAGUGAUUAUCGGACCAACAACAAGGAAGUAGCGGCGGAAGGCCAACUAGCCUGCGAGCAGGUUCUCUAGGUGAAAUGAGAGCUUGCACUGAUGACAUACAAUUUUGAAUAUCUGCCCCGAAACGUUCGUUUUUGCAAAUAUGGAAUCAGGAAUGUCUAUCCUUUGGUGUUGUUUACAACUUUCGUGCAAAUUAGAUUUAGACCGUGCAGUUUAUGCUGUUUUUUCAAAAUAUAAGAUAUUCCAGGAAAAAUUUAAAUAUUUUAAAUGCUGUUUUCUCAAAACAGAACAUUUCGUGUUUUGAGAUAAGAUGGCCAAAACCAAUUUGAUCAAUUGAUGUGUUUUUAUGCAUUAAUGCAUAGUGCUUCAGCAGUUGACAUAUAUAGAGCUCAGCAGAAACAUAUAUAUGUUAUUUACCAGCUGCGAGGUCCGUACUGAAAAAAUAUUUCCCUAGGUCUCAGAAGCGGCCAAAGGCCGAGGGACGCUUCUGAGGCCGAGGGAAAAUAGUUUUUUAGUACGGACCGACGUAAACGGUAAAUAACGUGUUUAUUUUUUUAUUUGAUAGUUCAUGGUUACAAUGAAAUUCCGAUAAAAUUCCAGUUGCGAAGCACAUUUGAGAUCUGUUGCGUUUGUUACUUUAAUAGUGCAAGCAUGGCUGACAAACUGCUAAAACGACGCGAUAAAAGCUGGAUAAAAAGCUUUUAGUUUCAUUGCAAUAGACGCUUUCUACUCAACAUGAAAACAGAAGGUAAACAAAGUAAAAAUAUUUAUUUUCCGAUUCGUUUUGCAGCAUGGACAUGCUUGAAAAAUGCUUUUUGACAGACAAAUACAAAUUUUAGUUGCCGAAAAACAAUUUGUUCUUUACAACAUUUAUAAAAACAAUUUUUCCCGAAUAAGCCCAGGAAUCGUCUUUAAACUGGCAUUUAAGGUGUUUUUUUUUAAAUUUUAUGUUUAAGGACAAGUUGUACGUUGUACUAUUUAUAUUUAUACGUAUAUAUUUUCGAAGAAUAGCUGAAUAUAUGUAGAACAUUUGAAUCAAAACAUGUAGCACUGGCAAGUGUUUUUCGAUGUUUAUAUUUGUGGUUUUUUCGCAGUUUGGUGGGAGAAAAGUACAUUUCGGGCUUGGCACUGAAGCCAAUUCACUGAAGCCAAUUCACUGUAUUUUACUGUCUUUAGUAUCGAUAGGGUGGAUUUUAAAAUUUUUUGGGUAGUGUUUUGAGUUUGAAAAUUGUCCUCACUCCUCGGUUUUUCGCGAAAAAAUAACUCUUUUAGACCGCGGUCAAGAUAUCGUAAAAAGCUGCCCGCUGCUGCAGCCAAUCAGAUUGCAGGAAAUCAAAAAAUACCACUAGGCAUGCACAAAUAAAAAAAUAAAUAAAUUUAUUUUAUUAUAGUAUCUGACCAAUUAGAAUUUCGCGUCCCUAUUCGAGACGCAGAUAUUCAAAAUUGUCAACGAGAAGUAGCGACGAAGGGCUUUCGCUCGAAACGUCGACGUUCUCCUUGUAUUUUUCAUGUAGUUGUAUCCUUGUCAAUCUGAAGCUUUCUUAUCAGAGUUAAUUGCACAGUAAAGUUUUUGAAGGUUGAGGAGUCUUAAAUAUUUUGUUUUUAUAGAUUCUUGGUAUGGUGAUGUCAUUAUGGAUGAUCUGCCAGAUCAAGAGUGGAGGAGAAAUGGCUUAGUUACCAACAUCUUCAUAGACAUCGUUAUACAUAACUUUGGGAUAGUAAAACCUAUAGUUUGGACAUACAUAAGGUUAAUAUAGUUUUGUUAUACUGUACAGACGAUGUAACGCAUAUACAUUAUAUCGCCAAAUGCAUAUGCUGUGUUUUAAAUGAAUGUAUUACGAUAGAAUUAGAUAAAUAUUAACAUUUUUAUAGUAAUAUCAUAAUAGUUUCUAUAAAAAAUAAAUUGUUGUCAGUUGGACUUUGGCAC